Anas platyrhynchos (mallard) is the source of this 1505-nucleotide messenger RNA. It is a transcript of the gene CTSL, whose product is annotated as cathepsin L. Gene Ontology annotation, molecular function: cysteine-type peptidase activity. The record is from RefSeq and is a predicted model, not a curated record. Gene Ontology annotation, biological process: proteolysis. NCBI's taxonomy places the organism in Eukaryota, Metazoa, Chordata, Aves, Anseriformes, Anatidae.
GCAGCUCCCCCCACACAGCCCCGGCUCGGCCCCUGCGGGCGGUGCGGAGCUGCCCGGCCCGGCCUCCAAUGGUGGCGGCGGGGCGGGCACGGCCACGGCGGCGGCUAUAAGAGGGGCCGCGGGGCCGGGAGCCGGGGAGGGCAGCGCCGGGACCGAGCGAGGUUUGCCAGCAUGAACGUGGGUCUCGCCCUGCUGUCCCUCUGCCUGGGGCUGGCCUCCGCGGCGCCCAGGAUAGACCCCGACCUGGACGGCCACUGGCAGCUGUGGAAGUCGUGGCACAGCAAGGACUACCAUGAGAGAGAGGAAAGCUGGAGAAGAGUGGUGUGGGAGAAGAAUCUGAAAAUGAUUGAACUCCAUAACCUGGAUCACUCACUAGGAAAACACAGCUACAAGUUGGGGAUGAAUCAGUUUGGUGACAUGACGACUGAGGAGUUCAGACAGCUGAUGAAUGGCUAUAUACACAAGAAGUCAGGAAGGAAGUACAGAGGAUCCCAGUUUCUUGAGCCCAACUUCCUUGAAGCACCACGGUCUGUAGACUGGAGAGAGAAAGGAUAUGUAACUCCAGUUAAAGACCAGGGUCAGUGUGGCUCUUGCUGGGCUUUCAGCACUACAGGAGCUCUCGAAGGACAGCACUUCAGAAAAACUGGCAAGCUUGUUUCAUUGAGUGAACAGAAUCUGGUGGACUGCUCCCGCCCCGAAGGCAAUCAAGGUUGCAAUGGUGGUCUCAUGGACCAGGCUUUCCAGUAUGUGCAGGAUAACGGGGGAAUUGACUCAGAGGAAUCCUACCCAUACACUGCAAAGGAUGAUGAAGACUGUCGCUACAAGGCAGAGUACAAUGCUGCUAAUGACACUGGCUUUGUUGACAUCCCCCAAGGACAUGAAAGAGCUCUCAUGAAAGCAGUAGCAGCUGUGGGUCCAGUGUCUGUUGCUAUUGAUGCAGGCCACUCUUCAUUCCAGUUUUAUCAGUCAGGUAUCUACUAUGAGCCAGACUGUAGCAGUGAAGACUUGGACCAUGGCGUUCUGGUUGUAGGUUAUGGUUUUGAGGGUGAAGAUGUAGAUGGGAAGAAAUACUGGAUUGUUAAGAACAGCUGGGGUGAGAAGUGGGGUGACAAAGGAUAUAUCUACAUGGCCAAAGACAGGAAGAACCACUGUGGAAUAGCAACAGCUGCUAGUUAUCCACUUGUAUAAUUUGAAGACUGAACAUUUCAGUGCAAAAGGGGAUUUUAAACUGAAUGACCAAACCCAUGUUCACACAUGUGGUAGACUUAUAUUCUUCAAAAGUCAACUUGAUUUUUUUUAAACUUUUGAAGUCUGUUUUACAUGUUGGUGACAUGCCACUUGUUUUAAAUUAAUGUAUAUGUUGGUAUGUAAACAGCUUGUAAUAUUGCUGCCUUUUAACUGCUUAAUCUAAUAGGUUCUUCUAUGUAUUUUUCUUUUUUUUAAAAUUUCAAUGUGCCCAACAGUUUACUUUUUAAAUAAACACUUAAGCUAGCGUGUACAGGUGA